AUGUUGAAGAUGUCGUUCUCCAAGGCGAAGUUGAAGAGAUUUAACGAUGUACCAGUCGUUUCGUCCCCUUCGGCGUUCGCGGAACCGAAAGAGAAGGAGGUGCUCAAGAGGAGCAAAAAGGAGGACAAGAUCAAGGUUGGUGGCAGCCUGGACGCGGAAUCGAUCAAACCGACCAAGAGUGCGAUGAGCCUGUUCCGGACACCGUCCCUGCCGAGGCGGCUUAAGUUUAAGCACAUCUCGGACCUCACGCCCAAGAAGUCUUCGUCGAAGGAGGAGAAAUGCGGUCGGGUGCCCAGCACCACGGGUGGCACGGGGGAGAACUGUGUCGAAGACGGCGGCCCCAAGGUGCCACCGAUCGUGCAGCUCUACAAAAAGAUCGACGUCCACCAGGAAGCCCUCGGGAAGGCCAGGGAGGAAAAUGCGCAGCUGAAGGCCGCGCUGCAGGAGUUGCGCGACGAACAUCGGCGAUCGGAGAUCGAGCAAACCAACCUGCUGUUGGCGAAGGACCACCAGAUCGUGCUGCUCGAGCGGGAACUGACGAGUAUCAGCAAGGCGGACGAGCUGCUGCAGAGCAUUGCGGAGGGCUGCCUGGAAAAGGUGAGCCACUAUGAGCGAGAGAUUAGGACCCUGCACAGUCAGUACGAGGGGCAGCUGUGUGCGAUGCACGACAGCAAGGCGGAGCUGGAGAUUCGCUACGACGAGCUGCUGGCCGCCCACCGGACACUCCAGAACGAGUACGACGUGACGGAGGGCGAGAACCACUUCUUGAACGAGGAGACGGAAACGCUGCGUGAGAUCCUCGAAGCGCACGAUGUGGAGCUGCAGAGCAAAUCGGACGACAUCAAGCGCGCGGAGGACGCGCUGAACGAGCUGAUCGUGGAGGGGCGCGAUCUGCGGGAGCAGGUCCAGUACCUGAAGGCGCAGGCCGAAGAGGACAUGCUGCGGUACGUGGAGGAAAGCCGCACCACCAUCCGGGAGAUUGAUCAGCUGAAGCAGGAGAAUGGCCGUCUACUGGCGGCCCUCACCGAGAGCGGUGCGAUCGUGGCGGGCAUGAAGGAGGAGCUGAACGAGCGCCAGUUCGAGAUGGACGAUCUGCGUAGCGACAUCCGGAACGAGUUCAACGCGGAGCUGUCGGCGGUGGUGAAAAAGUACGAACAGCAGAUGGCCACGGCGGCUGAACUGAGCGAGAUGAAGGUUAAGGAGUGCGAAUCGAUCAUGGUGCUCGAAAAGUCGAAGCUGAUCAAGGAGCACUCGGACAGGAUCAAGCGCUUGGAGCAGGACCAUCGGCGGGAAAUCGAGCGCAUCGGGGAGCAGGCGGAGGAGAAGAUCCGGAUCGGCGACAUUCAGAACGAGGAGCGCGUAAAGGCGCUCGAGCUGUCGAUACAGAACUCGAUUUCUACGGCGCUGGCAAGCGAAAAGGCGCUCUGGCAGAAGGAGCUGGACAAGUGCCAGAAGAUCGCGGAAACGGAAAUAAUGCAGUGUGAGUUCGAGAAGCGCGAUUUGCGCACGCUCUGGGAAGCCUCCAGCGAGGUGAUCAAGGACAAUGAGACCAAAAUCUCGGAGCUGGAACGGCGCCUUCAGGUGGAGCUGCAGGUGGUGCCGGGUGGCAAAUCCCGCGCCGAACUGGAGGGCGAGAACCGGGAGCUGGCGGAAGAGUGUGGCCGGCUGAGGACGGAGAAGUACAACUACCAGCUGACGCUGAACAACACGCGCUCCACGGUCAACAUUCUGAUGGAGCGUCUCAAGAAGUCGGACGGCGACGUGGAGCUACUGAAGGCGGAGCUGGAGCAGAUCGUGCAACGGAAGGCGGAAUUGGAGACGGAAAAUAACCGGAUGCGAGAGGAGGUGAACGAGUUCAAACGGGUGCUGGGGGCCUUGCAGAGUUCCUCCAGUGCACUGGAGCGCGAGAUGCGCGAAAAGAGCGAGGUGUUUGAGAAGCUGAUGAACUCCGAAGAGGACGCGAUCCUCACGGUUUCGCAGAUCGGCAAGCUGUUUAGCGAUCGCAUGGAGCAGAGCAUGGGCCGGUACUUGGGGAUGUACGAGGAGCUGAAGAAGAAGUAUGACGCACGGGAAGCGUACAUUCAAGACAUGAAGGCACUGUUGGAUGAGUUUGCCAACGGCAUCGAACUGGCACGGAUAGAGCUGGACGCGAAGGACAAGAAGAUCGUGGAGCUGGAGAACGAAAACAAGAGCAUACAGCUGGAGAACAUGACGAUUCGGUUCAAGUGUGACCAGUUCGAGAAGUACCAUCAGAACGAAAGCCGCGUUGCGCAGCCGUCGCCUGAGAUGCCGCCCCCGGAACAGCAGGAGGAUGACGAUCGGCUAGUGUCGAACUUUCUCAUCGAAAACAUCAUCAAUCAGUUGGAGCAGGAAUCGUCCACGGACAAACUGGUGAUCGAGUCGAACGAACUGGAGAUCGUAGAGAAGCUCAAGCAAACCGAGGAAAAGCUCCGGCUGGUGGAACAGUUUGCCAAGGAGACAUCGGACAAGUAUAGUGAGCUUUUGGAGACCCAUAACCUGGCAAGGAGCGCAGACAGCAUCAAGGAUCAGCAACAGCUGAGUGCGAAAAUAUCCAACCUGCAGGAGGUGAACAAAAAACAGGAGAGCACUAUCAUGAGCCUGCAGCAGCAGCUGUCGUCUUUCUACUCGCCCCAGAAACUGAACUGCUCGGCGCACAAGUUUUUGACGGGCACCGCACCGAGUCCGAGGACUCCCAAAAAGCAGAUCGUGUCCCCGUUUCCGGGCAAAGAAAACUGCUCACCGGCGCAGGUUGCGUGCAGCCCGCGAUCGAAUGUGCUUCGGACGCGGAACAACUGA
Anopheles bellator is the source of this 2817-nucleotide messenger RNA. RefSeq names its product paramyosin-like. The transcript is spliced from 5 exons. Lineage: Eukaryota; Metazoa; Arthropoda; Insecta; Diptera; Culicidae. Bases 1 to 2817 code for a protein of 938 amino acids. The record is from RefSeq and is a predicted model, not a curated record.